AUGAGUUCAUCACAGAGAAAACCAUCUUGUUCAACGUCCAAAACCCUCGUUGACUCAUUCUCCGAGGCAUUGUCGCAGCGGGAAGCUAAAUCUGCCCGUCGGAGAUUGACAGUUUUGCCCCGGACAGCAGUGGAUUUCUCCUCCAACGACUUUCUUUCACUAUCAACAUCUUCCGCAUACCGGGAGCGAUUUCUUUCCUUACUAAACAACACACCACCAUCAUUUCCUUUUGCCAGCGGCGGUUCCCGGCUAUUAGACGGGAAUUCGGCAUAUGCGGAAGAACUCGAAAAUUAUGUCGCGACUUUCCAUCAAGCCCCGACAGCACUUUUGUUCAAUUCCGGGUAUGAUGCGAACGUUGGAGUACUAUCCAGCAUUCCUCAGCCAGGCGAUGUGAUUCUGUAUGAUGAGCUCAUCCACGCCAGUGCCCACGAGGGCAUGCGUCUAUCACGAGCCGGACCUCGGAAAAUGUUUGCUCAUAGUUCGCCGACUGGAUUGAGAGAGACUUUGUUGGUUCAGAUGAGUGAAGAUCCGGAAAUUGAAAGAGGCGCACGAAAUGUGUUCGUCGUCAUUGAGUCCAUCUAUAGCAUGGAUGGCGAUGUGGCUCCCAUUAAGGAGUUUAUUCAAAUUGUGGAUGAACUUUUACCCCACGGUAACGGAUAUUUCUAUGUCGAUGAGGCGCACGCCACUGGUGUGUUUGGGCCGAAGGGUGCGGGUGUUGUUCAAGAGCUCGGUGUUCAGGAUCGGAUGUUCAUACGUGUCCACACUUUCGGGAAGGCGCUCGCCAGUCAUGGAGGUAUGUUUUCGUGGGCAGAUAUUGAGAAGGAGCGAUUGAAUGACCUUCAGUUAGCUAUGGUUCUUUGUGGGCCAGAGACAAGGGAUUAUUUGAUCAACUAUGCCCGGAGUUUGAUCUACACGACAGCUUUGGGAUUCCCGUUCCUGGCAUCGAUUCGCGCAGCCUAUGAGCUUCUGCAAAAUGGAGAAACCGAAUCAUUACAGUGCCGACUUCAACGGUUGAUAUCCCACCUCCGAGAACGACUGGAUGGCCUGCAAACAUACAAAUCAGUCAUGUUCGAGGUUGAUCACUUCCCCACUUCCCCAAUUAUCUCUCUCCGAACAUCACAACCCCGGCAGCUUGCAGCCUUUUGCCAAGAAAGAGGAUUUGUCGUGCGUGCCAUCAUGCCGCCAACCAUUCCUGAAGGCAAGGAACGGGUGCGGGUAUGUUUACAUGCAGGAAACACAGAAACAGAGAUCGAUGGGCUAGCGCGGACCAUUCAGUUUUGGUUGGAUCAAAGUAAUAUGAAGGUAUUCAAGUUAUGA
Penicillium soppii is the source of this 1317-nucleotide messenger RNA. Its product is annotated as aminotransferase class I/II-fold pyridoxal phosphate-dependent enzyme. Gene Ontology annotation, molecular function: pyridoxal phosphate binding. The record is from RefSeq and is a predicted model, not a curated record. NCBI's taxonomy places the organism in Eukaryota, Fungi, Ascomycota, Eurotiomycetes, Eurotiales, Aspergillaceae. Gene Ontology annotation, biological process: biosynthetic process. Bases 1 to 1317 code for a protein of 438 amino acids. The transcript has 2 exons.